AUGAGCAGCGCGCAGGAACCUCUUAUUUCGGCCUCGGAGCGGGUAGAUGCUGGUGGGGAUCAUGAUGAACAACAAGGCGAUGAAGCCGGCCGUCUCGAAUCCGGGAAAGCGAUCCUCGCGGCGCCGAGUUGGUUUAUCUGGCUGUUGACCUUGUCGGCGGGGAUAUCAGGGUUGCUGUUUGGUUGCGUCAUAUCAUCUACUCUCGUCUCCCUCGGCGAGUCCCUCUCCAACCGACCGCUUAACUCCCUCGACAAGUCACUCAUCACCGCUUCCACCUCCCUCUUCGCGCUUUUGAUCUCGCCGUUCUCGUCGGUUCUUGCCGAUAGUCUCGGAAGGAAAAGAGUAAUACUCGUGGCAGAUGUGCUGUUUGUUCUGGGAGCCGGGGUGCAAGCAGCAUGCUCAACAGUCUGGGUGAUGGUGGUUGGGAGGAGUAUCGUUGGUAUGGCGGUGGGAGCAGCAAGCUUCGUCGUGCCGCUAUACAUUGCUGAGCUGGCCCCGGCGGAACACAGAGGGAGGUUGGUGACCAUGAACGUCAUCUUCAUUACAUUGGGCCAGGUCGUUGCGUACAUUGUUGGAUAUGGAUUUGGGGAAUAUGGGCACCCAGAGACCGCGUGGAGAUGGAUGGUUGGCUUGGGAGGAUUGCCAGCAGUGGUGCAGCUUUUCAUGAUGACGGUUAUGCCCGAAACACCGAGAUGGUUGGUCAUGGUGGGGAGGGGAUUGGAAGCUAGGGGUGUCGUUGAGAAAGUUGCUGGCGGAAAGGUUGCUGUUCGCGAGGUCGAUGCUACGGUCAAAAGCAUUGAGAUCGAAGUUAGGGAAGAACAAGAUGCAAGACGGCUGCGAAGAAGGAGAGGUGAUAGCAAGGCCGGCUGGGCCGAAGGUUUCGACGAGCUGUUCAACAUCAGGAGAAAUAAGAGGGCGUUGGCGAUCGCUUGCUUAUUGCAGGGCUUACAGCAAUUGUGUGGUUUUAACUCGCUCAUGUACUUCUCGGCGACCAUCUUCGAGAUGCUCGGCUUCCCGAUCCCGACUCUUACCUCCCUUGUCGUGGCAGUCACCAACUUCGCGUUUACCUUGGUGGCUCUUCUCAUCAUCGACCGCAUUGGAAGAAGACGCAUCCUUCUCUGGUCUAUUCCAUGGAUGGUGUUUGGGCUACUCCUUGCUGCCUUUGGCUUCUUUCUGAGCGGAGUCACAGAUAGCGAUGCGCCCGGAUCUCCAGUCGUCAUCCUGAUCAGCAUCAUGAUCUAUGUGGCAGGCUAUGCGAUUGGCCUCGGAAACGUCCCAUGGAUGCAGAGCGAGUUGUUUGCCCUCAACGUGCGGUCGCUGGGAAGCGGCAUAGCAACGGCCACAAACUGGGGCGCCAACUUUGUCAUUGGCCUGACCUUCUUGAUGUUGAUGGACUUGUUGGGCCCGCCGCUGACGUUUACUCUAUACGCCUUGAUCUGCAUUGGAGGGUACGUGUUGAUCUGGAGAUUCUACCCAGAGACAGCCGGCUUGUCUCUCGAAGACGCUGCCUCGCUGUUGGAGGAUGACAAUUGGGGUGUGAGGUGA
Messenger RNA from Podospora anserina S mat+, 1545 nucleotides. RefSeq lists its product as uncharacterized. Lineage: Eukaryota; Fungi; Ascomycota; Sordariomycetes; Sordariales; Podosporaceae. Gene Ontology annotation, cellular component: membrane. The record is from RefSeq and is a predicted model, not a curated record. The transcript has 3 exons. The coding region runs from base 1 to 1545 and encodes 514 amino acids. Gene Ontology annotation, molecular function: myo-inositol:proton symporter activity. Gene Ontology annotation, biological process: transmembrane transport.